Messenger RNA from Planococcus citri (citrus mealybug), 1796 nucleotides. RefSeq names its product sorbitol dehydrogenase-like. NCBI's taxonomy places the organism in Eukaryota, Metazoa, Arthropoda, Insecta, Hemiptera, Pseudococcidae. The transcript is spliced from 9 exons. The record is from RefSeq and is a predicted model, not a curated record. Gene Ontology annotation, biological process: D-sorbitol catabolic process. Bases 375 to 1466 code for a protein of 363 amino acids. Gene Ontology annotation, molecular function: zinc ion binding; L-iditol 2-dehydrogenase (NAD+) activity.
AUGCGAAGAUCAUGUACCUACCUACAUAUAUUUAUUGACUCUAAAUAACGAAACUACUGAAGAAGCAACAGACAUUAAAAGAAGUAAUUACCUAAAUAUUUCUACGAUCAACGCAUAGUAAAUGUCGAAGAAAAAGCUACCAGAAACGGGUUAUCUGUUCGGACCGGCGGCCCCAUAUGUUUCGAAUUAGCGUUGUGCGCAUGCGUCGGUGAUUACAGUUUUAAUGGGCAAGUUUUUAAAAUAAAAUGUCGUUUACAACUUGGUAUCAUCUUAGUUGUUGUGAUCUUUGUAGACUUGGGUCGUGUAGUUGGGUUUUAAUUUGGAUUUUAUAAACGUGUUCGUGUUCUGUUAGCCUUUUUCGUGGUCUUGGAAAAAUGGCUGCUGAAAUCAAGCAUAAUUUAUCCGCUGUGUUGUACGAUAUCGAUAAUAUUCAACUCGAACAUCGAGAUAUCCCAGAAGUCGGAGAUUACGAUGCUUUGUUGGAAAUGUGCUGCGUGGGUAUUUGUGGUUCCGAUCUCCACUACUGGAAGAGAGGUCGAAUUGCUGAUUUCAUUGUGAAAGAACCGAUGGUCAUGGGGCACGAAUCCAGUGGUAUUGUUGUAAAAGUAGGAAGCAAAAUCAGACAUCUUAAAGCAGGUGAUAGAGUAGCCAUCGAACCCGGUGUACCCUGCCGAAGAUGCUUAUAUUGUAAAAAAGGCCAAUACAACUUGUGCCCCGACAUCGUCUUCUGUGCCACACCACCCCAUCAUGGUAACAUGGGACGCUACUACGUCCACCCAGCAGAUUUCUGUUACAAAUUACCAGAUAACGUAUCAUUAGAAGAGGGUGCCCUUUUGGAGCCUUUAUCCGUGGGCGUGCACGCUUGUAGAAGAGGAAAUGUUCAAGUUGGUUCUACAGUUUUGAUUUUAGGCUGCGGUCCGAUUGGUUUGGUGACAUUGCUUACUGCUAAAGCAAUGGGAGCUUCUAAAGUUGUUAUUACAGAUAUCAUCGAAAGUAGGCUGGAAGUAGCCAAAGAACUGGGAGCAGACUAUACAGUUGUGGUAAAACCAGAUGAUUCAGAAGAACAUUUAUCAGAAGUGAUCACAGAAUUAUUAGAAGAUAUGCCAAGCAUUACCAUCGAUUGUUCCGGAUUCGAAACAACUAUUAAAUUAGGUUUAAAGGUCACGAAACCCGGUGGUACAUUGGUAGUCGUUGGUAUGGGAGCUGCAGAAGUUAAAAUACCUCUAAUAUCAGGUUUAUGCAAAGAAGUAGAUAUUAAAGGAUGUUUCAGAUAUGCCAACGACUACGAAUCAGCUCUUGCAAUGGUUGCCACUGGUAAAGUGAACGUCAAAAGACUGAUAACACAUAACUAUAAAAUGGAAGAAGUUGUCAAAGCUUUCAAUACAGCUCAUACUGGAGCUGGAAAUGCCAUCAAAGUUAUGAUUCACUGCAGGUCCGAAGCUUCAUUAUACAAGAAUGAAAUUUAAUUUAUUAGAAUGUAUCACCUGAAUGAAAUUUAUUCGUUGAUCGUAUGAUACUGUUUAUUUUUGGAUUUGUUGAAAAUUUUGAUGCAGUUGUAUCAUCGUGAUAUUUAUUUUUAAGCAGCAAAUCUAAAUAUUUUUCAAUGCACCAGUUGUUUCUGAUCAUUUUUCAUAUUUUGAGUACACAAAUUAUUCCUAUAAAAAUAUAUCGUUAUUUAUUAAGCAUUUUAAAUGAAAGUAUUUUGUUUGAAUUAAGUUCUAGUUGAUGUAUUAGUGAUAUUUGUGUACAAAUAAUUUUCCAAUUGAUAAAAAAAAUUUAUGUUGGACAACAUCAAA